Molecule: messenger RNA, 1806 nt
Organism: Ordospora colligata OC4
Lineage: Eukaryota; Fungi; Microsporidia; Ordosporidae
Exons: 1
Coding region: 1-1806 (601 amino acids)
Source: RefSeq, a predicted model, not a curated record
AUGAUCAUUAUGAUGAUAAUUGCAUGUAUUAAUGCAAUGCAGACAGGCCUUGCUGCCAGAUGCCAGAAGUACGGAAUAAGCCUCAAUGACUGUCUGAACUCAGUAUACAUUCCAAAGAAAGAGUAUGAUGACUAUCUACAGAGCUUCAACAUGCCAAUCAUACGCGACUCAAGCUGCAAUAAAGAACAGUGUGUAGCAGUUGUCUACAAGGAUAUUAACAAGUGCCUCAACUGUAAGGGGGAUGCUUGUGCUGCCGAAUGUGACGGUGUGUUACAAAAAAAACAUCACAAUCCAGACAGGAGUUUCCCAAUGGUUCAUGUGAUCCAUCACAAUGCAGACCGAAGCACUGAAACAGAUUCAACUGGCAAUCUGGAUUCCAAUAACCAACUACAUAUGUCAUAUAAGAGUGUAACUGUUAUUGAAACAAAGACAGAAACAGUUUCUGAAAAAAUCACAACCACUGUAGUUGAUGAGAACGUUACACCACAAACCAUACCUAUCUCUCAGGUUUCAAAUUCAUUGACAACAGUGCAAGAUGAUGUAAAAACAAUAUUCAAAACACUUGAAAUGCCAAUACAUUCUGAACAUCAAAAUACAUCAAAGCGAGAGCGAUUAGCCAAGAAUAAAAGUCGAAAUAAUAUAUCUGCAUCUGUGAAGUAUCCACAAACAACUGACUCCGCCUCAGAAGAAGACAAUUACAAUUACAAUUAUAAUACACCUGAGCAAGAUGAAAAUGAUUUAGAACGAGAUAAAGAAGAAAAUGAUUCAGAACAAGAUUACAAUCAGAACAUCAUAACAGUCACUAGAGUAUUCUAUAAGACAGUCAGUGUAGAAAAGCCAAUUACAUUGUAUAGAGAAGUCACUACAACAGUUAAGAAUGAAAUUCCAGUUAUCAAUUACAAGCUUACCACAGUUAAAGAAAUUACAACAGAAACCAAGACAGAAAGCAGCAUCAAAACAGAGACAGUUACGCAAACACAGUACCAUUCGCCUAAAUCAACAUCUUUUGAAAUACAAAACUAUGUAGAAUCACCCAGUAGUGCACAUAUUUCAAAAGUAUUAUCCUCAAAUGCCAGGCAAAUUUCAUUAGAACAGAGCCAAACCGAUCCUGAGCAUCAAGCAGUAGAUGAAGUUCAACAAACAACAUCUGUAUCUGAGCAGCCUAGUAUGAUCGAUCAGCCUGAGAUAAUAUAUACAACGGUGAUCAAACCUAUUGUUUCCCUACUUACCGUCACAAAAAUACAAGAUAAAUCACCUUGCACUGAGGACUGCUCAUCGUCUUUAUCACCUGAAAACAGCUUAGCAUCAUCUUCAACAGUGUGUGAGCAAUGUAACAACACACAAAGCACUGUCACGAACACCAAACCAACAGAAUACCAGGAAAGUGCUAUAACCACUAUGAAUCAUUCCAAACCUGUAGAAAGCAUUAGUGCAUCUCCUACAAGUAUAUAUAUGGACAAACACCCGCUCAAAGACGCUAAGUUACAGUUUACUAAGCAGGAUGUAGUUGAUGAGCUAAUUCCUCUCAUUAGGAAGAUAAUGAUCAACAACGAAGACGAAAGCAGCACAGAUGGAGAAUUGAAUACAAUUGAUAGAGACAAAGAGGUAGUUGAGCCAGAAAAAAUAAAAACACUGACAAAGACUGUAGUAAAGACUGUGAACAGACGUCAUGAGCCAAAAACGGUUUACAACACAGUGUAUACAUACAAAAAGAAGCCUGAGUGUAGAAAAGGCGUGGAAGGAAGGAAGCGAAUACAAUGCCACGAUGGACCUGGAGAUGAUUUUUUCACAACAGUUUAUGCCUAA